This is a messenger RNA of Episyrphus balteatus (marmalade hoverfly), 1972 nucleotides long. RefSeq names its product serine/threonine-protein kinase RIO3-like. The transcript is spliced from 2 exons. Gene Ontology annotation, biological process: maturation of SSU-rRNA; protein phosphorylation. Gene Ontology annotation, cellular component: preribosome, small subunit precursor; cytosol. NCBI's taxonomy places the organism in Eukaryota, Metazoa, Arthropoda, Insecta, Diptera, Syrphidae. The coding region runs from base 484 to 1719 and encodes 411 amino acids. The record is from RefSeq and is a predicted model, not a curated record. Gene Ontology annotation, molecular function: protein serine/threonine kinase activity; ATP binding.
AAAAGUUUUGUGAUUCCUAAAAAAUUUCUUCGGCCUGAGGUAAACGUCUAAACCGCUUUUUCAGUGUAUCUGAAACUGUUAUAUCAAUUUCAUGAACCGAAAACCUAAAAUAAUUCACCAUUGCAUGCUGCCAUCUUCAGUAUUUCCUCAGAAACUAUUCAAUUUCACAAGAAAACAAUAAAUAAAACAAAAAGGGGAAUUCACCAAACUAGAUUUUUGACUUGAUUUCGCAAGUUCUGAAUAGUUCUGAAUCACCGUAUAACAAAAUGGUAAACAAAUGAAAAGUAUAUAAAAGCAGACAGCUUCUCGAUUCGUUACUCCGUUGCCAGUUGAACCUUGAACCCUUAAAUUAGAAAGUAUCUAACAUUUUUGUUUUUACUAUACUACCUACCUACCAAAUUGUGAUACUAACCAAGACUGUUCUUUAAGAAUUCUAGUCAUUAAGUGUAAAUUUACAAAUUUUAACAAAGUCCUAUAAAUAUUAUGUCGUCGCCAUGGGGUAAAGUUGAAAACAUCCAAAGCAUUAACUUUGCUGAAAUCAUGUCCCAGGAAAGACAAAAUAAAGAAAUCAAGACAAAUGAACUUGAUCGAUUAAACGAUCUAACCAAAAUUAAUAAAAAAGAAACACAACCUUGGGAAGACCAAGAUUUCGUUUUUCUUGAUAAUUACAUAGUUGACGAUGAUGAAGAUUACUAUCAAGUCGAUGAAGAACAAAACUUGGAUCGUUUCGAGACCAACGAAAAGUUGGAUGAAACACUUCCAAAACGAGGUUUUAAGAUUCCCAAACAAAACUUUAUUCAAGUAAGAUCUUACCCAUGCAAGAAGAUUAAGGCAAUUGAGAAGAAAGAUAUUGAGGAAAACCGCGUAAGGUUUAAAAUGGGAUUCGAUCAACCAACUCGUUUGUUGCUCUACAAAUUGAUACAGAACGAAAUCGUCAAACAAAUAACUGGUAUUGUUUCCACUGGCAAGGGAGCAGUCAUUCUCCAUGGUACUCGAUACCAAAGAAAGUCCAAAAAAUUGUUGUUCCCCAAUGCAAAGGAAUACGCUAUUAAAAUCUACAAGACUACUCUAAGUGAAGAACCCAAGAACCCUCUAAACAAACUAAAUAACCGACCCAUCUUGGAUUUAUGGGCGGAGAAAGAGAUGCACAAUCUGAAAAGAAUGCAAGAAGCUGGCAUCAAUUCUCCCAGUGUUGUCACUGUCAAAAAGCAUAUUUUAGUUAUGUCGUUUAUCGGACUCAACCAUAAGGCAGCUCCAAAACUUAGACAUGCUAACCUCGAUGACGACGAUUUGAGUGAUGCCUAUGAUCAGAUUGUCGAAAUGAUGCACAAACUCUACAAUGUAGCCAAGUUGGUUCAUGCUGACUUGUCCGCUUACAAUAUUCUCUGGCAUGAUUACAAAUGUUGGUUCAUUGAUGUGGCUCAAUCUGUUAAGGUCGAUCAUCCUAAUGCACUGAAAUUGCUUUUGCGAGAUUGUGGCAAAGUUGUAUCUUUCUUUAAACAACGCGGACUACCAAAUGUUGAUACAAAAGAAAAACUCUUCGAACAAAUUACCUCAUUGAAUGCUGCCACAUUUGAGAGAAUCGAUCCUCCAUCUAUCCAAGAAGACACUGCUCCGAAUCUAAAAGAAGUUCCUGGUGAACCUAAACCUCAGUCAAAUGUAGAGUCGAAAGCAGAGUCUUCUAUUGAAGAUGAGCUAAAACUUCUCCGUAUUCAGUGAUACGAAGAGUAAUUUUAAAUAGAACCUAUUUACAUACAUCCGUCUGGCUUUCUUUCUACGAAGAUACGGCAUUAGAUGAAGGAGGAAACAGCUUGCUAGGAAUUAAGCUGACUGGAAGAAGCUAUUGAAUGCGUCAAUAAUGUGCAAGGCACUUUAGUGCCAUCAUAAGUUAAGCAAAAACGAAGACUGAUGAAAGUAAAUUCAAAACGACCAUUUUUUUGAAGAAUAAAUUGAAACCUUAUUAAAAAUUUAA